Trypanosoma rangeli is the source of this 3171-nucleotide messenger RNA. RefSeq names its product condensin complex subunit 3. The record is from RefSeq and is a predicted model, not a curated record. Bases 1 to 3171 code for a protein of 1056 amino acids. Gene Ontology annotation, biological process: mitotic chromosome condensation. Gene Ontology annotation, cellular component: condensin complex; condensed chromosome. The transcript has a single exon. NCBI's taxonomy places the organism in Eukaryota, Euglenozoa, Kinetoplastea, Trypanosomatida, Trypanosomatidae.
AUGCCCUCCAGGAAGGUGGCGGGCGCGUGCUGCGCCGUCGAGGACGUGGGCCUUAUAUUUCAACAGAUUCACAAAAGCGCCGCACACUUUCAUAAAUGCAGGACGAAACUACUAGCCUAUGCCGAUGCAAAUUGUACAGGCAUCAUAGACGCCGUGUGCCGCGUGGCGCUACUUGUGUUGAAGGAAUCCCCGCGGCUUGCAUCGGACUCCCUCAAGCGUCACCACAGCUUUCUUACAGAUGUGUGCAAGGGGUUUCGCGAGCAUUUUAAAUCUGACGAGAUUGCCGUUGCUUUGAUGAGAACCGUGGAGCCGUUUCACAACGCCAACGACAAGACUGUGCGUCUUGGUGUUGUUUCUGUGUUUGAUGCUUUACUGAAGACCGUGGAUCAAACCAACACCUCGGAGGAACGACAGAACUUUUACCAGAAUGUGGCGGAGAUGCUGAAACUACGGGUUCAUGACAAAUUUCCAGCGGUACGUGAGCGGGCUGUUUCUGCCGUCUCGUGCUUUCAGUCAGGCAAGAAAGAUUGCGACGUUACACAACAACUUAUGGCACUGUUGUGCACAGAUAAUUCUGCUGAUGUGCGGCGCCAGAUACUCCGGUGCAUAUGCGCACGAAAAGAGUUCCUUGAGGGCUAUUUUCAUGGAAUGAUUCGCUGCGUGCGUGACGUUGUGUCGCGUGUACGGGCCGAGGCUUGGGAUGCUCUUAGCCGAUUUCAUUGGAAAUAUCUUGCUGCCUAUGCCACGGCAAAGAACAUCCUUUUACCCGAUUUGAUUCAUCAAGGCCUUUCCGACGCAAGUAGCUCUGUAGUCAUCGCCUGCAGAGCAGCCUUGACGAACUGCUGGUUACAUCGCGACUACAGGAACGAUUGCGAGGCCAUGCUGGAACUCGUUCUCACCGGCAGAGGCGGACUUGAGCCGUACGAGACGCUCUCCACCGAUAUGCUGCUGUACUGCCGCAAGCACAGGAAUGCAAAGACGCAUGUGGUGAAUUUUGAUUCCGUGAGUGCUGCAUCGCUUCUACUUUGGAAGGCGAAUGCGAAGCUGGCGGCGGAUACAGAAGGCGAUGAUGAGACGGCUGUCCUGCUGCCACUGCCACAGUUUAGCACGCUACUGCAGGAGACCGUGUACGCCUACGCCCGGCCUGACGUAGAUCCCAAAACGGUGAACUUCAAGAAUAUGGACGAGGUGGAUAUUAUUUUGCGCAUCCUCCUCUCUGCUUUUGAUGUCUAUGAGGAAAACGGUUACUUGGCACACGCUGAUAACACCACCCGCAGCAGUCUUCUGCGCAUUAUUGGGUUUCUUCUCAAGGUGGUCCCGGAUGACGACCCCGCACUGUUUGUCGACGUGGCUGUCCGCUCACUGAAGUCGCUGACAGGACGAACCCCAGAGGAGGCAACGAAGACAAUUACCUCUUCACUCGAUUCACUCUUUCGCAGCCUGAAGUUGCCACAAAAGUACGCUCUCGGCUACGACGAUGUGGAGGCGUUUGGAAGGAAAAGCCGAGAGCGACAACGAGAGUUGUUCCGCCUUCGUAUGAAGCUUCGCGGCGGGGAGACAUCCCAGGAAGAGUACGAUCAGCUAAAGGAGGAGAUGGACAGAGACGAGAAGUUUUUGCUGCGUAUGCAGUUUAUUGUGUUGGCGUUUCUCUCCCACUCUCAACGGGGGGACACCAUUCCCACCUUCUGCUCCCACAUUAUCCAGCUGGGUCGACAGCAGGAUAAUGAGGCUGUGAAGGUUGCUUCCACCACGUCACUGGGGCUGCAGUGCCUCGUCAACCCUGACACCGUGCAUACGUUUAUGCCACUCAUUUUGAGUGAUGCGAAUGAAAUUGUGGGGAGUUCAGAUCGAUGUGUCGCGCUUGCGGCUCUGGGGGUAGUCUUUGAUCUGGUGAUGGAAUACGGCCUGCGCUUCUUUGACUGCUCUGCACGUGACGCUGGUCACAGUAGCCAUUAUAUGCAUGCCGGUGCCGCGGAAUUGGGUACGGUGACGACCACCACAAAUACAGCAGGAACGACUGCAACGGAUAUUUUCUCGUCUAGUGGUGGAGCUGGUCUCACUGCAGGUGACAUGGAUGGACGCUUGCAUCACGAGCGUGCUCUCGCUCAGGAAGAUGAACAUAAAGUGGGUGGCAACAACAUUCUAAACACGUUACGCUCGUUUCUGCGCUCGCACUGUGCUGAGCGGAACCCAAUGGUUGUGGUUGGAUUUUGCAAGCUGCUUAGCUGCAAUCGUGUUCCUCAUGCUCAGGUGCGGGAAAUCCUUGCUGAUAUUUUGAUGCAUUACGUGGCAUACCGCCAGGAGGAGAAGGGUAAUGUCCGUGCGGCGUACAUGAUAGAUUUUCUAAACAAAUUUUUCUACAGCUUUGCAUCCAGUCAUCCAAACCGGCAAGUGGCAUUUGCCCAGGGUGGCAUGCUUGCCUUUACGGCACUCUUACGGCACAAUCCUGUCGUUGCCAUGCACCUCAUGGAGGUUGUUACGCGACUCUCUGACGCGUAUGUCCUUGUGCAGAUUCGUGAGAUUGAUCCAGCGACGGCAAGGCAGGUUGCACGUCUGGCCGAAGGAGGGAAUCCGUCUAUGGAAGAUUCUACACUAAAUAAAAACGCUUCGGCUCGCUCUACAGCGACGCGUACUUCUACACGAUGUAGUCGUCUCUUGCGGGAGCUAAGUCGGUUUUCCCUGCACGAGUACAUUGCCAGUGAACUCCUUAUUGAACUUGCACAAACAGGUUCUGGAGAGGCGGCGGAGGCAUGUCUUGACACCUUGGAGAAGCGCAUGUACUUCUACGCGAAGGAGACACCCAGCUGGCUUUUUUUCUGUGCUAACCGCGCCCUUAAUGCAAUGUGCAGUACUCUACAGAGUCGUUUGCAGAAGUGGCACGAUGACGUGUGUGCCCGUUUCCCGCCAUGUACAGACAGUGAUGUAGCUGCCAACGAUGCCAACGUGGCGAAGUGGCAAGAGGCGUUGGAGAUACGAGAGCGUGCCGUAGAGAAAAUACUUGACAGUGACAUUGCUAAAUUUGUUUGCCAGACCAUUCGAGGUGUGCCGCCAGAGGAGGGCUCUGAGGUAGUGUCGUCAGCAGUCAAGAUGGAAAGGAAACGCGAAAGAGAGACUGAUGUGACAUUUGGCAUCAACUCGAUGGUGACACGUCAGCGAAGGGUGCGUCGCUAG